Molecule: messenger RNA, 2412 nt
Organism: Prunus armeniaca (apricot)
Lineage: Eukaryota; Viridiplantae; Streptophyta; Magnoliopsida; Rosales; Rosaceae
Source: the annotation of a GenBank genome assembly
AUGGCUAGUGAAAACGAUGAUUCACUUCAAGUCUUCCCACCCAAACGAUCUCCAACAGCUGCAGUUGUUUCAUCCUAUCGCGAAUCUUUCGCCAGUCCUACAAUGUCGCUUACUGCAGAGCAAUUUCAGAAGCUUUGUUCUACCCAUCAGCGUGAUGUCUUGUCCAUGAUUUCCCAUUCUUCAGGUUUGCCUUCCUCAUCUUCUUCAGGUAUAUCCCCAUCCACUUGGGUCUUUGACUCAGGCGCUACACAUCAUAUGACUAGUGAUUUGUCAUUGUUUACUUCAUUGUCUUCUUUGUCUACGUCGAUUUCUGUUUUGACUGCCAAUGGCACUUCUAUGUCAUUGGCUGGUAUCGGCUCUAUCACAACUUCUGGCCUAUGUCUAUCUAAUGAUCCUCACUUCAAGAAGCUGAUUGUGACAGGCCGUAGAAAGGGAGGAUUAUAUGUGUUGGAGAAGCUCCAGAUUCUUGCCUUGGUGGCUUCGUCUAUUGAUUUGUCGUCUUUUUGUCUGAGUCCUAAAUCGUCUAAUUUUUACCUUUGGCAUUCUCGUCUUGGUCAUGUCUCUGGUUCUCGUUUGAAAUAUUUAGUUUCUACAGGAGCUUUAGGCAAUUUCAAUUGUCAUGACAUUUCAGAUUGUAGUGGAUGUAAACUUGCCAAAUUUUCUGCAUUACCUUCUACUAGAAGUUCCUCUAUUUCUUUAGCACCAUUUGAUUUAAUUCACUCUGAUGUCUGGGGCCCAACUCCUAUUUCUAGUAAAGGGGGCGCUAGAUAUUAUGUUUCAUUUAUUGAUGACUACUCUCGUUAUUGUUGGAUUUACCUUAUGAAACGCCGGUAUGAUUUCUUUACUAACUUUCAAAAUUUUCGCGCCCUUGUUCAUACACAAUUUUCUAUUGUCAUUAAAUGUUUUCGGUGUGACUUGAGUGGUGAAUAUACCUCUCGUGCUUUCACUGACUUGCUUGCCUCAGAUGGUACCACACACCAAUUCUCUUGCACUGCCACUCCUAAACAAAAUGGUGUUGCCGAAAGAAAACAUCAACAUAUUGUUGAAACUGCCAGGUCUAUGUUGCUUUCUGCUGAUGUCCCAAAAUUUUUUUGGGGCAAAGUAGUUCUGACUGAAAAUCAUGUGAUUAAUCGUAUUCCCACAUCUCUCACCUCUGGCAUAUCUCCGUUUGAAAGAUUGUAUGGUAACCGUCCUGAUUAUUUCUCAUUGAAAGUGUUUGGUUGUACUUGUUUUGUUAUUCGUCCUCCUGUCGAACAGACAAAAUUAUCUGCUCGUUCUGCUAUGUGUGUUUUUCUUGGUUAUGGUGAAGGACAAAAAGGUUAUCGUUGUUAUGAUCCUAGUGCACAAAAAUUGUAUGUCUCUCGUCAUGUGGUUUUUCCUGAGCAUAUUCCUUUUUUCUCCAUUCCUACUAGUUCUCAUACUUUAUCGAAUUCUGAGCUCAUGUAUAUCGAUCCUUUUUCACCUACUAAUGAUGAUUUCUCUUCUUCUGACAAUGUUAACAUUUCUCCUGUUUCUAGUUCCCCUUCUAAUCCUUGUGUUACUUCUCCUCCUAUUACUCAAGUGUAUUCUCGCAGGAAACAAGUCAUCAGUUCUGACACUAAUAAUCCUUCUUCUCCUUUGGCGCCUGCUUCAACUUCUGUGGAUGUGGAUCCCAUAGCACCUCGUUAUCCUUCGCGCACUCAUAAGCCCCCUAAUCGGUUUGGUUAUUCUUAUAAUGAUUUUAGUUAUUCUUGUUAUUCUCAUGAUUUCUCUUCUUUCUUAUCCUCUAUACAUACUCUCUCUGAACCCACCUCCUACAAGGAGGCUAUAUGUAAUCCUCUUUGGCAACAGGCUAUGAAUGAAGAACUUUCUGCUCUACAUAAAACUGGCACAUGGGAUUUGGUUCCUCUUCCUCCCAGUAAACAUGCAGUUGGAUGUCGAUGGGAAUAUGGCCUUGAUUAUGAAGAGACCUUUGCUCCAGUGGCCAAGAUGACUUCUGCUCGUACCUUACUUGCUGUUGCAUCAGUUCAUCAAUGGAUUUUAUCACAAAUGGAUGUUAAAAAUGCCUUUUUGAAUGGGGAUCUUUUCGAAGAGGUGUAUAUGGUUCCCCCUCCAGGUGUUCUUCAUAAUCCCGAGGAGGUGUGUCGUUUACGGAAAGCUUUGUAUGGUCUUAAACAAGCUCCUCGUGCUUGGUUUGAGAAAUUCUCUGCUGUUAUUAGUUCUCUUGGUUUUCAAUCAAGUGCUCAUGAUCCUGGCUUGUUUGUUCGUUCUACCUCUGUUGGUCGUAUCCUUAUGCUCCUUUAUGUUGAUGACAUGAUUCUUACGGGUGAUGAUUUGGAUGGUAUCACCCAAUUAAAAUUGGCUUUACAUGAUCGAUUUGAAAUGAAGGAUUUAGGUCCCUUACGUUAUUUCCUUGGCAUUGAAGUUGCAUAA